This is a messenger RNA of Mangifera indica (mango), 1568 nucleotides long. RefSeq names its product BAG family molecular chaperone regulator 4-like. Gene Ontology annotation, cellular component: cytoplasm. Lineage: Eukaryota; Viridiplantae; Streptophyta; Magnoliopsida; Sapindales; Anacardiaceae. Gene Ontology annotation, biological process: protein stabilization. Bases 219 to 941 code for a protein of 240 amino acids. The transcript has 4 exons. The record is from RefSeq and is a predicted model, not a curated record. Gene Ontology annotation, molecular function: protein-folding chaperone binding; adenyl-nucleotide exchange factor activity.
CUGUGUAGAUUAAGGACACUUUUUUUAAGUUGAAACCAACCAACCAACCAACCGCUUACUCCUCUCAAGUCUAUUGAGUUGUCUUUGUCUUGAAGCACUUUGGGUUGCUUACUCUACUCUCUUUAGUCUUUACCCUUUCACAUUACAGUUCACCUCUCCUUCUCUCAACCAACUUCAACCUUUUCCUUUCAUUUUAAAAAAAAAAAAUCCUGUUUUUAAUGGUCUUUUGGGUCAAAUUUUUGGCUAUGAAAAGAUCAUCAAUUUCAAAAGAUGUAAUAGUGAACAAUGAGUAUAACAGAGAGAUAGAUUGGGAGCUAAGACCUGGUGGCAUGCUGGUUCAAAAGAGAGAUGCUGGGGAUGGCUCUUCCAGGGCCAUGAUCAAGAUCAAGGUCUCUUAUGGUUCUUAUCACCAUGACCUCACCGUCCCUGCUCAAUCCACCUUUGGGGAUUUGAAAAGGGUUCUUGCCCAAGAGACUGGUCUGGAGCCAAAGGAGCAGAGAUUGUUGUUUAGAGGUAAAGAAAAAGAUGAUGAAGAAUGUUUACACAUGGUAGGUGUAAAAGAUAUGUCAAAGGUAAUUUUGUUCGAGGACCCAGCCAGCAAAGAGAGGAAGCUUGAGGAGAUGAAUAGAAAUCAAGGCAUACUUAAAGCUUAUGAAGAUGUUGCUAAAGUCAGAAUGGAGGUUGAUAAACUCUCAGAGAAGGUUGCUGCCUUAGGGGCAACUAUCCGUGGUGGCGCCAAGGUUGCAGAAAAGGAAUUCCUUGUCUUAACAGAGUUACUUAUGGUGCAGUUGCUUAAACUGGACUCCAUUGAAGCAGAUGGAGAAGCAAAAGUUCAGAGGAGGAUUGAGGUGAGCCGAAUUUUGCUGUCAACCUUCUUGAAAAUCCUUUUUAUUUCUUUUUUAGUCCCGAGGGAGAAUUCAGUUGGGCCAUCACACAGAUAACUUGCUCUCCAUGUGCCAAAAGGUUCGUCGAGUACAGAGUUUUGCGGACACAAUAGACAGUCUAAAGGCAAGAAACUCGAACCCCUUCAGCAGCGGCAGCAACGCAGUAUCAGUGACAACCAAAUGGGAGACUUUCGAGUCAGGAGUGGGAAGCUUAAGCGCACCAGCCGGCUUACAAUCUUCCACCAAAAUAACUCAGGAUUGGGAAUUGUUUGACUGAUGAGGUCUGUAUUGUAUAUACUUGCAGUGGAAGCAAAAUAUAUAAGCUAAAAUAUUAAUAGACCUGAGAAGUUGUUACUAUGAGGGUUGUGUUUGCUGCUCCUAAUGAUCACUGAAAGGCUGUUUACAUAUAAUUUGUCGACAGGUUAGGGACGAAGAUCAAAACUUUUUAACAGCUAUGAUAUAUAGUGAAGAGUUUGAGACGCCUGGCAAGCCAUCCAUUUUUGGGUGUAGGUGUAGGUGUUGGUGUCGGUGUCGGUGUCGGUGUCGUGUUAUGUAUUCCUGUGAUUGUGUGGUUCAUGUUUAUUCUUAACAAUAUGUAAAGAUAAAUCUUUUGAGCUUUUUUCUGCUAAGAUUUUCUAGAUGAUGUAAUUAAUCAAUUUUCAAUAAAGCUUUUACUGUAAUUAA